CCAGGGGAUAAGGACACCCCACUCCAGCCCCAGUUGAUGCAGGUACCAUCCCAGGGGAUAAGGACACCCCACUCCAGCCCCAGCUGGACAACUGCUGUGUGGGUCAGUGCAACAGGCCAAGGCCCCCCUCUCACUGGGUCUCAGAGCUCUGUUCAGUACAGUGAGAUGGGGACAAGCUGGCCUCCUAGGGAUCUUCCUGCUGACUGUGGGUGCUGGGAGGCCCAGAGCAGCCUAUUCACCAACUCAGGCCCAGGGUGGAGCAGAGAAUGACUCAAGGCUACACCAGCCUCUUUCUCAGACCAAGUACUGAGUGGGGCCUGACUGUGGGUCUGUCUGGAUAGCCGGGCCAGCCUCCAAGAGGCAAGGCACCAUCCAGAAGAAGUACCUUAAUGGACUCCACUGCCACACAGCCAAAGGGCCACAGAAAGAUGGUGAUGACAAUGACCACAACAGUGAUAAUGAUGGUGGUGAUGAUGAUGAUGAAGGUGAAGAUGAUGGUGAGGGUGAAGAUGAAGAUGAAGAUAUGGUGAUGAAGAUAAUGGUGAUGAAGAUGAUGGUGAUGGUGAUGAUGGUGAUGAUGGUGAUGGGGAUGGUGAUUAUGGUGAUGAUGACUAUGAUGGUGAUGAUGGAUGGUGGUGGGGAUGGUGAAGAGAAUGGUGAUGAUGGUUAUUGUGAUGAUGGAGGUGGUAGUGAUGGUAAUGAAGGUGAUUAUGAAGGUGAUGAUAGUGAUGGUGGUGGUGGUGGUAAUGACAGUGAUGGGGAUGGUAAUGGGGAUGGUGGUGAGUAUGGUGAGGAGGGUGAUGAUGACGGUGGUGAUGAUGAUGAUGAGGGUGGGGUGAUGGGGAUGGUGAUGGUGAUGGUGAUGAUAGUGAUGCAGAUGGUGGUGGUGAUGGUGAUGAUGGUGAUGACUAUGAUGGUGAUGAUUGUGGUGGUGAUGGUGAUGAUGAUGAUGGUGAUGGUGAUGACGAUGAUGGUGGUGGUGAUGGUGAUGAUGAUGGUGAUGAUGGUGAUGGUGAUGACGAUGAUGGUGGUGGUGAUGGUGAUGAUGGUGAUGGUGAUGACGAUGAUUGUGGUGGUGAUGGUGAUGAUGAUGGUGAUGGUGAUGGUGAUGAUGGUGAUGGUGAUGACGAUGAUGGUGGUGGUGAUGAUGAUGGUGAUGGUGAUGACGAUGAUGGUGGUGGUGAUGGUGAUGAUGGUGAUGGUGAUGGUGAUGACGAUGAUGGUGGUGGUGAUGGUGAUGAUGAUGGUGAUGAUGGUGAUGGUGAUGACGAUGAUGGUGGUGGUGGUGAUAUGAUUAUGGGGAUGGUGAAGGGGAUGCCGAUUAGAAUGGUGAUGGUGGUUAUGAUGAUGAUGGCGAUGGUGGUGAUGGGGAUGGUGGUGGCGAUGGUGAUGAUGGUGAUGAUGACAGUGAUGAUGGUGAUGGUGGGGAUGGUGAUGAUAGUAAUGGUGAUGACUACGAUGGUGAUGAUAAUGAUGGUGGUGAUAACAGUACCCACAUAGAUAUUCCUGCUUUAUAUUCUCACAACAACCUCAAAGUAGGUUUUAUUAUCCUCAUUUGACACCUGAGGAAACUGAGGCUCCGAGAAUGUUAUUACUUAUAAAUGACAUCCACAACUCACUCCUUCCAAAAGAUGUUUUAAACACACCUUAAAUUCUGUGGUAUCUGAGUGAGAUUGUGUGUGCAUGACUGUGUGCAUAGGCAUGCCUGGGAAUAAGACCACUCCAGCCCAACACCUGUGUGAUGGGAACUCCUGGUCCUGUCUCACCCCUGAGCCAUCUCCCUGCAGCUGCAGUUCACCACAGGACACUAUGGACCCCGCACACUGACAAUGCCUAAAUCACCCAUUCUCAAUCUUCCUUCCCCACACAGGCAGGGUAGGGGCAGAUGCAGGUGAUGUGUCCUCACAGGGGAGGGAGCACAGGCUUAGGUGCCCAAGAACUCGAGCUCGAACCCUAGCUCUGCUCCUGAGGAGCUGUGGGGCCUUGGACAAGGACAGGGAAGGAAAUUGAGGCUGUGAGGUUGACACUAUGCCUCUCACAGGAUCCUGUGCAAAGGCCCAGGGAAACCCUUCGAUCAAGGCCAACUAGCAAUACCACCAUCCUAGAAGGAGAAGCAGGCGGUCUGGGGGAGUUUCAGCCUCCCUCACAACCAUGUUGCACUAUCUUCCUUUAAAUCAAAGGUCUUAAACAUAAUUUCUACCCUUCUCCAAGCUUACGUAUCUCUUGCACCUUACGGAUCUCCUGCACUGUUGCCGAUUGACAAGAGCAAAGUCACACAGCCUGUGACGAUGGGGAUAUCUGUCUUGAACCUGAACUUGGAUAGAGGGGUCAUUAGGCCAGCAGGUGUGCACACCCUGCAGGUGGAUUUAUCUGCAAAGGAUUCUCUGCCACACUCUUCCUAAGCGGGGAAGCAGAGAGAAGAAGAGCAGCAAGCAGCCUCAACGUCAGGGGUGUGCCAGACG
Molecule: messenger RNA, 2462 nt
Organism: Symphalangus syndactylus (siamang)
Lineage: Eukaryota; Metazoa; Chordata; Mammalia; Primates; Hylobatidae
Source: RefSeq, a predicted model, not a curated record